GUAACAGAGCAAGAAGAAGAAGCACAACCACACGUGUGUGAAUUCCUCCACUUUAAAUCCAGAAUUGUUUACUUAAUGUUUUUAAGACGACUUUUAAACGACUACACCAAGGCAGUUCGCCUGAAAACCCUUUGCAAUCCCUGGAAUCGCCACAAAUCCUUCGCCGCAGCGAUGUCAGAGGCUCUAGAUAAACUGGAGGUGGAGAAGGAAGCCAGGAAAGAGGCCAAAGAACUGGAGGGCGAAGCCGUGAAGGACGCCAACCGCAUCAAGAGAACACUUAAACGCAAGAAAUGGGUCGAUUGGAAGGAGCAGGACGAGAAGGAUGCCGCCAACGGCGUGAAGCGAGCGCCGUUCGAUCCCGCCGACCGGAUCAAGCGCAAGAAGAGCGCCAUCCUGCUUAGCUACUGCGGUGCGAACUACUAUGGUAUGCAGCGCAAUCCCGGCAUGCAGACCAUCGAGGAGGAGCUCUUCAAAGCCAUGCUAAAGCACAAGUGGAUUACAGAGGACAGCUUUGAGCAGAUUCAGAUUUCCUGUUUCCAAAGAGCGGCCAGGACCGACAAGGGCGUCUCCGCCGCCCGCCAGGUGUGCUCCGUCAAGCUGCCUGAGGAGCUGGACCUGGAGGCCUUCAAUGCCGAUCUGCCGCAACAGAUCCGUCUGUUUGGCGUAGAACGCGUGACUAAGGGCUUCAAUGCCAAGGAUCAAUGCAAUGCUCGGACCUACACCUACACACUGCCCACCGUGGCCUUUGCUCCGUUUGAGGAAAAGGUCGACGACGUGCACGACACCUUCCGGAUUUCACCAGAGCUGCUGCAGAAGGUUAAAGAAACCCUGAAGCUCUACGAGGGCACGAAGAACUUCCACAACUUCACCAGCAAGAAAAGCUUUCUGGAUCCUUCGUCCAAGCGCUUCAUCAUGUCCUUUACGAGCAGCGAGCCAUUCCGGAGUCCCCAGGACAUCGAAUUUGUCACACUUAAGGUUAAGGGUCAGAGCUUUAUGCUGCACCAGAUUCGCAAGAUGGUGGGUCUAGCCAUUGCCAUUGUAAGGGGGAACACGACGGCGGCCACUUUAGAGCGGGCACUGACGGAGGAGCGUCUGGACCUGCCGAUGGCCCCUGGACUGGGCCUCGUGCUGGACACAGUGCACUACGAGCGCUACAACGAUCGCUACGGCAAGGACGGCAUCCACAAUCCGCUGACAUGGCAGGCGCAGGAGGCGCAAGUCCAGGAGUUUAUCGAGAGGGAGAUCUUUAGCCAGAUCUAUAAGACGGAAGCCGAGCAGCGUAACAUGCUCGACUGGAUAGGAACAUUGCAUUAUCACUCGUACGACACGCGGACGGAGGACGCGCCUCCACCUUCCUCCGAAGACAAGAAGGUUAAAGGUGGUGAUGACGACAAUGACGAAUAAGAUAGAUUUUUUUAUGAACAUUAACAAAUAAAAUCCAAUCAAUUUACACUUGUACAAUAAGG
Molecule: messenger RNA, 1466 nt
Organism: Drosophila melanogaster (fruit fly)
Lineage: Eukaryota; Metazoa; Arthropoda; Insecta; Diptera; Drosophilidae
Gene: Pus1
Product: pseudouridine synthase 1
Exons: 4
Coding region: 76-1404 (442 amino acids)
Biological process (GO): pseudouridine synthesis; tRNA pseudouridine synthesis; RNA modification
Cellular component (GO): nuclear lumen; nucleus
Molecular function (GO): tRNA pseudouridine(38-40) synthase activity; pseudouridine synthase activity; RNA binding
Source: RefSeq, marked reviewed